Racocetra persica is the source of this 869-nucleotide messenger RNA. NCBI's taxonomy places the organism in Eukaryota, Fungi, Glomeromycota, Glomeromycetes, Diversisporales, Gigasporaceae. The record is from the annotation of a GenBank genome assembly.
ACGAAGAAAUGCACAUUGAUUAUCAUAAUAGAACAUUUGAAGACGCGUGUGAUAGAAGUUGUUUGGAAUUUCGAAUAUUCGCGCGUGUUGAUGAUAAAUCUGGACCAUUUGAAUUUGGAGAACUACCAACGAGUCAUAAUGCUGAAGGUUUCAAUCAACAUUUAGAAGAACAAAAAAAAAUACGUAUACAAACAAUUGAAGAUAUCAAAGAACAAAUCAAACUGAUAAAUGAAAUUGUCAUUGAUGCGUUUGUUAAUUCAGGAACUGCGCCGCAUAUUAUCAAUGAACUUUACAACACGAUCCAUGAUAGUCAAAAGAAAUCAUUCAAGAGAUGUUUUACUCCUUGCAACAUUUAUAUUUAUGGUUAUAAUGAAAACAAAGUUUUUGUGUUUGAUGAUUUUUAUAAUCAUAACAUGGAAUUCUCGACUCUGUUGACAUUAAUCGAUAACAAACCACAUACUGUGCAGAAAAAAGAUACCCUAUAUUUUGGAAAUGAGACUGUUAAAAUAGAAAACAAAAGAAAAUAUUCUUCAAUUUAUAAUCGAUUUGACUAUAUUAUUGAGUACAAAAAGUUUAGAAAUGAUGAUGUACGCCCUUGUGCAUUUGAGUGUCUUUGUUGUUUAGUAAAAAGAAUUUUUCAUAAAGGCUUAUAUGAAAAUUUUGUCAAUCUUCGAUUUGAUAUUGAGUUUAACUCUGGCUUAACGCUCAAAGAAAUUGCUUAUAUAGUUGAAGAUUACAAAGAAGACAAAAUUGAUUAUGAAAUUGAAGAAUUGGAUAAUAAUGAUGAAAAAUAUGAUUCAGAUUCUUCGUUAUCUUCUAAUGAUAGUGAGGCAACAAGACGUAGAAAAAAAGGAAAAGCUGUUUCAUAA